AAAAAAGAGGAAGGAAAUCAGCAAUCUCAACAGAUUUUUCGCGUCAUUGUCUUGCCUUCAUAUUCUCCGGUGCUCCCUCUAUUCCCUCCAUUCAAAAUUCUCUCUUUCUCCAAAUUCUUCUCGAAAAACCCUAAAUCCCCAAUUUCUCUCUCCACCAAUUUCGCCAUGCAAACAUUGAUUAAUCCAGGCCACAUUUCUACCUCAUCUUCGAUCAACACCUCCUUCAAAUCCCUGAUUCCCCGAAGAUUUCCCGCCCAAUCUUCAUCAUUGAAGUUUUCAGUCGACAAUGGAGGUGGUGGUUUUAAGGGUGGUUUGAAGGCUGUUGCGGCGGAUACUAAGGCGGUGGAUUCUCGCCCUUUUGUUGUCAUUGAUAAUUAUGAUAGCUUCACCUAUAAUCUCUGCCAGUAUGUGGGAGAAUUGGGCACAAACUUUGAGGUAUACAGAAAUGACGAGAUCUCCGUGGAAGAAUUGAAAAGGAAAAAUCCAAAGGGAAUCCUUAUAUCUCCAGGUCCAGGUACACCACAAGACUCGGGAAUCUCUUUAGCUCUUGUGUUAGAAUUGGGUGCCACUGUACCGAUAUUUGGUGUUUGUAUGGGCCUCCAGUGCAUUGGAGAGGCUUUCGGAGGGAAGGUUGUGCGUUCCCCAUAUGGGGUUAUGCAUGGGAAAAGCUCACCUGUAUACUAUGAUGAGAAGGGGAGCAAUGGCUUGUUUUCAGGUUUACCCAACCCCUUCACUGCUGCAAGAUAUCAUAGCCUCGUGGUUAGAAGGGAUGGCUUUCCUGAGGAGCUUGAAAUUACCGCAUGGACCGAAGAUGGGCUUGUCAUGGCUGCUCACCAUAAAAAAUACAAAUAUUUACAGGGAGUCCAGUUUCAUCCUGAAAGUGUUCUCACUCCAGAAGGAAAGGGAAUUAUUAAGAAUUUCAUCAAAAUGAUCGAGUGAUUGAAACAAAGAUUUUUACCUUAGAAGCUCUUAAAAUGGUAAAUGUUGUUGUAGAAGCUGUUCAAGGAAUUAGGUCUUUUGGCAUCAAGAAUCAAGAUGAAUGUAAUCGUUAUUGAAACAGUAGAUCCAAAUCUUGUUAUAGUUGAUUAAAAAAGCGGAGUUCCUAAGAUAGUGUAAUUAUUGUAAUAAGUCUAUAGGGUAUUCCAUGAAGAAACACCUUUUAAAAGUCCUCCAUUAUGUGAACAAGUAUCUUUUCA
Messenger RNA from Spinacia oleracea (spinach), 1196 nucleotides. RefSeq names its product anthranilate synthase beta subunit 2, chloroplastic. The record is from RefSeq and is a predicted model, not a curated record. The transcript has 7 exons. Bases 166 to 939 code for a protein of 257 amino acids. Lineage: Eukaryota; Viridiplantae; Streptophyta; Magnoliopsida; Caryophyllales; Amaranthaceae. Gene Ontology annotation, biological process: L-tryptophan biosynthetic process. Gene Ontology annotation, cellular component: cytosol. Gene Ontology annotation, molecular function: anthranilate synthase activity.